GUCGGAAUAUUUCGUAUGUUAAUGAACAACGACGUUCCGGUUAUCUCUCCUGCUGCGGUCUGCGUCACCCAGUCCAAAGUGUGAUUUUUAUUGUUUUAUUUUUAAUUAUUAUGCACUGGAACUGACUUGUAUUUCUCAUGGCUGUCCCGUGGAAAAGUAAUUUAUUAGUCGAAUCACAGGAGAAAAGGUGAGCUUUGGCCAUGGAGGCUGUCUGGCGACACUGCUUGAUCCUGACGGUGGUAACAACAUGGACGGGUGUGUGUGUGACCCAUGCAAAGCAAACAAAAUGGCCUUUAUAUUCCCAGACACCGGUUCUCCUGGUUUGGAAUGCCCCCACGCAGGACUGCGCCCCGAGGCAUGGUGUCACUUUACCCUUGGACCAGUUUGACAUUGUGGCCUCUCCCAACGAGGGCUUCGUCCGGCAAAACCUGACCAUAUUUUACAAGGAGCGCCUUGGCCUUUACCCUUAUUACGAGCGUGAUGGCACUACAGUUAACGGAGGCCUUCCGCAGCUUGCAAGCCUGUCUGAACACUAUGAUAAAAUGCCAGAAGGUGUGCAGAAAUACAUACGGGAGCCAGGGACCAAAGGUUUGGCUGUUAUUGACUGGGAAGAGUGGCGCCCACUGUGGAUCAGGAACUGGGAUUCUAAAGACAUCUAUCGAAGUAAAUCCCGGGAGAUGGUGCUUAAAAAGAACCCAACGUGGAGCCAGGAGCAAGUUGCAAAAGUGGCCCAGCAGGAGUUUGAGCUGUCCGCUCGUAAAUUCAUGCUGGAGACGCUGAAACUUGCAAAGAAUUUGAGGCCCAAUCAACUGUGGGGCUUCUACUUGUUUCCAGAUUGCUACAACCACGACUACAGGAACGGUCUGAAGAACUACACGGGCCGCUGCCCCACGCUAGAGAUGGGCCGUAACGACCAGCUCAACUGGCUGUGGAUGGAGUGCACGGCGCUUUUCCCCUCAAUAUACAUGGGAUCCGUGCUGCGCUCCACGCAUUAUGGGCGCCUCUUCGUGCGGAACAGGGUGAAGGAAGCCAUGCGCCUGGCGUCUGUUGGGGAUGGAUUGGCACGCCCGGUUUUCGUUUACACCAGACCUACUUACAUCAAUCAGAUGGCCCUCCUCACUGAGACAGAUCUGGUGUCCACCAUCGGUGAGAGUAUUGCACUGGGAGUGGAGGGAGUCAUCUUCUGGGGGGACUCGUCCUACUCGAGCGACAGCAGCUGCUCAGCCCUGAAAGACUAUCUCAACGGAGCGCUGGGCCGCUACCUGCUCAACGUGUCCACGGCGGCGCAACAGUGCAGUCGGGCGCGGUGCAACCUGCACGGCCGCUGUCUGCGCAGUCAACCAGACGACGACACGUAUUUGCACCUCAGCCCGUCCACGCACAGCUUCAGCAGGCAGGGCGGCCGUCUGAAGGUGAGCGGCGAGCCUGGCGAGGCCGAGCUGGCUCUUUUCCGUCAACACUUCCAGUGCCAGUGCUACACCGGUUACCAGGGGGAGGCCUGUGCGCUGAGAGCCAAAGGGCAGAAUAAAGCCCCCUCUGUUCUCUUGGGUUGCUUCUUACUCCCACUAGGACUCCUCACUCUGCUACAGUAAGGAAAUGAAGCAACCCAAAAUACUCACUGCUUAUGCCAAACAACAACACAAAACAACAACAAUAGUUGGGCUGUUUGACAUGAAAUUGCAUCAUACUGUUGCUGAAUCAGCAGUAGAUUGUUCACUUCCUAAAGUAGUCAGGUUUUCAAAAUAUGGUCUUCUUUUUCAUUCGCCCGCACAGCAUCCUCCUAGAAGAGUAAUGCGAGUAUGAGUCGAGCUUUACGAGAAGCUCUCCAAUUGCUCGACCAGAUUCUGCAGCCAUUUGUUUUGCAACUACUUGUAACUUUGUUAAAAAUCCAUACGUUCCUGUCAGGCCACAUGAGCCAUGCUGUCCUUGACCUCCAGACGGAGAUACACUUUCUCUUGACCACAAUGUGUUUGUGAGAUUGAUAUUCUUUUUAGUUUUAUUUCUUAAUACUGGAAACAGGAGUGGAAGCAUUGUACGUAAAAAUAACUGCACUUUUAAGGUUUUAUUGCUGCAGAGAGUCAACACAUUUGAAUGUUGCUCGAUCACUUUGACUGUCUAAAUUCUGAACAUUUCAUUGUGCCAGAAUGUGCUAAAUUAUUACAAACUAUACAGAUGUUUUCACCAAGUUAUCUAAAAUAUUAUAUUUUCAGCAUUUUACAUAACACAUCUGCAUUUUCAUUUUGUCUUACAUGGAAACAUGAAACCAACACCCCGCCCCCAAGCCCCAAGCCCCAACCCCCACCAACUUAUUCUCCUACUUCAGCCGACAUUUUUGUUUCUUGAAUUCUAUCUUUGUUAAAAAACAAACAACAAAAACGGUAAACUAUAGCUUGAUCAUGACAUGGCUGUAUAUGUGCUUGUUAUUAUUAAUUAUCCAAUACAAUGUGGCUGGACCUGUACUGUUUUAUAAAAGAAAUGUGAUGUUACAGUCAAGAGUUUCUUUAUGUUUACAGGUGCCAUUAAUGAAGAUUUUAAUGCAGUGUUCAUCUCAGCCUUCUAUUGGUUUACAGUGUCUUGUAACAGUCCAAAUGCCUUUCAGUUUUUCAUAGGAAAAUGUAUUUUGAGGAAGAAAGUAAAAGUUAUGAAGCCUUUAAAUGAUGAAUAUAUCCUUUCCUGCAGAGCUGUGAGACUUUAGAAGAAAUUUACAGUAAUGCAUCCUCUAGUCCUGCUUUGAAAAAAGUCAGUACCUCUUUUAAUAUAUAUAUUUUUUUAUUUGACAAACCUGUUUUAUUGACUUUAUAUUGUAGUACAUGUAUCAUUUGGGUUCCAUUUCAAGUUAAGUGCUUGCAUGUUUCCUGACCGAGUUUCUGCAAAUUCAGCUGUGACAACAGCAUCGAUUGAAGCUACAUCAUCAUACAACAGACAGUAUAUUUGUUUAGUCAUUGUUAGCUCGAGCUAGCUGGACAGUUUAUGUCUACAAUAGAUUCUGCAUUUAUUCUCGAUGCCAAUUGGCAAGAGUAUUUAGCCACCUGAAUGUGUUGGGGUAAAUGGAAUAUUACAAAUGCUAUGAUGCAACAGAAUGUUUACGAUGCUGCAAACUUUAUGGAAUUCUGCACUUUAACAUGUUUUCUGUUGAGCUAGAGGCUGCUGCGUAAAGUUUGUACAGGGACUAAGAAGAGUGCAUUGUCAUGUAUGGUCUUUUUCAUUUGGUAUUUACAUUGUUUUGGGGGAGUUUUGCAAGUUUAAUUUUGCUCAAAUAUAUUGUUAAAAACUUUUGAUUGCAUGUUUUUAAUGCAGUAUCUGACUAUAUUAAGUGUUCUUAUUUC
Messenger RNA from Phycodurus eques (leafy seadragon), 3326 nucleotides. RefSeq names its product hyaluronidase 2b (gene hyal2b). The record is from RefSeq and is a predicted model, not a curated record. The transcript has 3 exons. Gene Ontology annotation, molecular function: hyaluronoglucuronidase activity; hyalurononglucosaminidase activity. Gene Ontology annotation, biological process: hyaluronan catabolic process; carbohydrate metabolic process. Lineage: Eukaryota; Metazoa; Chordata; Actinopteri; Syngnathiformes; Syngnathidae. The coding region runs from base 201 to 1592 and encodes 463 amino acids.